Messenger RNA from Hipposideros armiger (great roundleaf bat), 4331 nucleotides. RefSeq names its product coiled-coil domain containing 57 (gene CCDC57). NCBI's taxonomy places the organism in Eukaryota, Metazoa, Chordata, Mammalia, Chiroptera, Hipposideridae. The coding region runs from base 731 to 4093 and encodes 1120 amino acids. The transcript is spliced from 23 exons. Gene Ontology annotation, cellular component: spindle microtubule; centriole; centriolar satellite. The record is from RefSeq and is a predicted model, not a curated record. Gene Ontology annotation, biological process: centriole replication; cilium assembly; microtubule nucleation.
GGGGCCCUCCGGCGUCCCAAGCCAGCUCUUAACCAACGCGCUGCUAGGCCGGCCCCUGAUUCUUUUUUUAACGUAUAAUUGAACACAGAAGCGCACAGGUUAUGAGUGCAAACGCACGGAAGGCCCGCGCGGGCUGCCCGAGCCUCACUGCCGCCUGCUGGCGCUGGAGCGGAGGCGCCCGCUCACUGCUGGAGGGACCCACGCACCAUGCCGCAGGGACCGGGCGGGGCUGGGGGCUCGCCCCGCGGAACUGCGCGCCACGACCCCUGCAGCCCCGGGCCGGCCCGCGGUCCCCGCAGUCCCCACGUGCGGACCCGGCCCGGCUCAGGUCCACCCUCGGCGCAACCGGACGGGCUCGCCUGGGGAGCUCGCGUCCUGGCUUCCUGGGCUCGGCUGGGGAAGCUUCAGCGGCCUCCGGCCCACCCCGCCACCCCACGAUGGUGCGGGGACCAACUCGCUCGGCUGACCCCGCCGGGAGUCGUGUCGGAGGCGGACUCCCCACGCGCCCCUUGACGCCCGAGGGCCGGAACCCGACUGGGCCGGGCGAGGCCGGGCGGCAGGAGCCCGGAACCUGGAGGCCGGCUCGCGUUUCCGGCCGGCGGAACCCGAGCGCUGCACGGAGCGCGCCCGGACCGCGCGGACGGACUCGUGUCGCUAUGGCAACGCGGCUGGCCGUGCGGUUGCUCGCCGCCGGCGUUCCGGGGAGAAGGAGUGGUGAGCGCCGCAGGAGAUGGCACUGGAGGAGGCGCGCGGCCAGCUGCGGAGCCUGCAGGAGGACUUCGUCUAUAACCUACAGGUGCUGGAGGAGCGGGACCGCGAGCUGGAGCGCUAUGACGCCGCCUUCGCCCGGGCCCGCGGGCUGGAGGAGGCCUGGCAGGCUGAGGUGAGCCAGCUCAAGGUGGAGGCGGCCAGGCUGCGGCAGGCGCUGGCCCGCGAGGCCGAGCGGCGGGAGGACCUGCAGCAGCUGCACCAGCGGGAACUGCGGGAGCACCGCUUAAGGCUGUGUUUGUUGCGUAGCGACAAGAAUGGUGAGAUGGACCAGCAGCGGGAACAGUAUGAAAAGCUGAAAUGGAAGCUGGAGAGAAGGCUUCAGGAGCUCGACGGAGAACUCGCUCUGCAGAGGCAGGUAGGACGCGUGGGUGCGGGCGUCAGAGCCCUUCCUGGGGCUGCGCUGCCCAGAAUGCACCAGGACAGGGAGGGCGGCCGUCUUGUCGCUGUCUGGUGUCUGUGGGAUCACAGCUGGGUGACUGGGCAGGUGUCCCCGCUUCGGUGGCGGUCUGUAGGGGAAUCUGGUGGCGUGUCUGUCUUCUCCGAAAUCACUGCACAGUGGUCUCGUCCCUCAGAAAUGAGCAGACAUUUUCUCUCUUAUUUAUUGUAUUUUAGAAAAAAGUUUCAUAAAGUUUUCCCAGUGACAGCUGUGCAGCAGCCCAUGGGGGAGACCGACUGGAGCGCGGAGAUGGUGGCUCCAGAGGAACCGUACCAGCAGCAGCUGUCUCUGGCGGCAGAAAGGGAGCAGAGCCUGGAGCGCGAGAAGGUGCAGCUGGUCCUGGACUGGCAGCACCGCUGUGCCAGCGUCGAGAGGGACCACUACCAGAAGUCCGAGGAGCUGAUCCAGGGCCUGACUGCGGCCAGGGAGCAGGACGAGGAAGAGGAGGGUCGAUGUGACUGCAGCAAACGCACAAACCAUGGCCUCAUCGAAAAUGCGGAUGGGAUACUCCGGGAGGAGGCGGCAGCUCUGAGGUCCGGCUGGGACGCCCAGAUCGCUCAGCUCUCCCGGGACACUACCUCCAAAGACCUGCAGAUCCAGUCGCUGCGGGAGGAAGAGGCGAAGCUCAAGGCACAGCUGGCCAGGUGCCAGCAGGACGUGGCAAGGGUGCUGUCGACAGGUGUAGGUGUCGACAGGGUGUGGGUCGUGCUGGUGGUACUGGCGGUCCAGGCAUGCUUUCCUGAUGCAGCUGUUUCUGCUGUCUUUUUUGCGUGGGACUCUGCGUGGCCCGCACUGUCUUUCAGGCAUGAGGAGCUCGACCGCCUGGCCCGGGAAAGGGACGCGGUGCUGGCAUCGGUGAAGGACGCCCACGCGGAGCAGUUGCGGGCACUGGAGGCCAGGGUCGUGGAGCUGCAGGCCCACUGUGAGGCACUGGAGCUGCAGCUGCGCAGGGCUGAGUGGAGGCAGACGGACGCCCUGAAGGAAAAGGACGCCGCCCUGGACAGUAUGUGUGCAUGNGAGGAGGCGCGCGGCCAGCUGCGGAGCCUGCAGGAGGACUUCGUCUAUAACCUACAGGUGCUGGAGGAGCGGGACCGCGAGCUGGAGCGCUAUGACGCCGCCUUCGCCCGGGCCCGCGGGCUGGAGGAGGCCUGGCAGGCUGAGGUGAGCCAGCUCAAGGUGGAGGCGGCCAGGCUGCGGCAGGCGCUGGCCCGCGAGGCCGAGCGGCGGGAGGACCUGCAGCAGCUGCACCAGCGGGAACUGCGGGAGCACCGCCUGGCUCUGGAGCGGGCCCACAGGGCCAGCCUCCCCGGAGCAGGGCAGCGUCUCAAGAGCCGCUCACCCGAGUACACACGUUCACACCAGGCUGGCCACAACCCUGUUAAAAAUGACGCGGUGCCCGUGGGGAUCCCUCCGCUGAGACCCUGGCUGCUUUCUCACGCCUGUGGGAGUGCUGCCGCCAAGCUCCAGGAGGCGGAGCGGAAGCUGUGUGACCAGGAGGUGCUGCUGAAGGCCGUGACCCUAGAGAGAGACCAGGCCGUGCGGGAGCUGAGGACACACGGGCCCUGCCCUGAGGAGGAGGCGCAGCUCCGAAGCUGGGAGAUACAGGAAGCAAAGAUGCACCAGAAGCACCGCGUCACGCUGAAACGCCACGGUGCCGUGGACCUUGUCCCCUCGCCGUCCCGGUGGGGGUGCCCUGACGUCAGUCCCGUGACGGAGGGCAUGGGAGGAGCUGUGCCCACCGCUGGCGCAUCCACGGGAUCAGCGCUCCGGAGGCUGGGAGACAGGGCACAUCUCUUGAACGUCCUGGUGGCUCGGCUCAGGCAGAAGGUGCUGCAGGAGCCCCUGGACGAGGGUGCUGUCCGGCGCGAGCUUGCCCAUGAGGUGGACCAGGUGUGCCUGGAGGUGUCGGAUCCAGACCUGGGAACGCCGCUGGGCUGUGAGGAGCAGUUGACAGCUAUCUGCACCCUGCUCAAGCCCCGAGCCAAGCCCCACGCUCCAUCUGCAGUGGUUUCUAGGUGCUUCUCUGGCGGCUCCAGCACCGCCAGGCAGGGCAGACCCCAGGGUUCACCAGCACCUGCCCCAAGCUGUGUCCUCACCCGUCUGUCUCUGGAAGAGCCCGUCCCGUGGGAGUGGCGGAGCUGCCCCUCACCGCCCUGGCAGCAGUGCUGCCCGGCAGGGCAACCACAUCAUCCCCUGCCCGGCCGCAAGGCCCGCAGCCCAGGCGUGGGGACCCAGGCCCCUUCGGAUUACAGCCUGCCUUUGGGACAGCUGCAGCGCCCCUGCACGGCUCAGAUGGAGAGAGAGGGAGCGAUGACCGACAGACAGAGAGGGAGACAAACAUCUCUUUUCCUGGGCCAGCUCAGAGACCCGAACACCAAGGAGGAACGUUUCCGCGAAAGCUCAGGGAAGAUCCAGCCCCACGUGGCUCAGACAGUCCGCAGAAUCGAUACUCGGGGAGGCUGUGCAGCGGGCGAGGCGGGGCCAGGGCAGAAGCCACACAAGGUCUCUACAGGGACUUGCAAAUCAAGUCGUCAAAAAGAAAACCAGUCCCCAAAGCCACACCAGGCUCAAGAAUUCCACCAGGACAAUGGCCGCCACACCCAAAGGUCCUCAUCACUUGCCAGCAGUUCCCUCCAGGACACGUGGAAGUUAUUGGACCUGGGCUCCAGCCCUUCAGGCCUCACCUCCCAGGAUGACGCAACUCCAGAGCUCACAGCACCUCCAGCAGCCGGCAGCUUCCCACACCCUCACAGGAGCCCCAUGGCUAUCAAAGGGAAGAAGAUGGAAGCCCAGGCCAAGCCUGAAAGACCCUCCAGAGCCCACUAUGCAAAACCUAAAGGCUGCCAGCGGCCCCCAAAGGUCCGGAACUACAACUUCAAGGACUAACCCCCUUGGCUGCCCCUCCCCUCCCCACGCCCCUUCUCUCCUCUCCCACUCCUAGUUGGUGCUUGGGGCCUGUGCUUUAAUCUGCACAUUAGGGGGGGGGGGUGUCAGUGCAUGUGCACACCUGUGCGUGUGUGUGCACACAUGGGGGUGGGCUGUGAGCUGCAGCACAGGUUCCCCAGUGCUGCUGGGAUGCCUCACAGACUGAGUGCAGACCCCAUUAAAGCUGGUUGCUCGCUGG